Schistocerca gregaria is the source of this 1361-nucleotide messenger RNA. Its product is annotated as glycylpeptide N-tetradecanoyltransferase 1-like. Gene Ontology annotation, molecular function: glycylpeptide N-tetradecanoyltransferase activity. Gene Ontology annotation, biological process: N-terminal peptidyl-glycine N-myristoylation. Gene Ontology annotation, cellular component: cytoplasm. The record is from RefSeq and is a predicted model, not a curated record. The transcript has 5 exons. Lineage: Eukaryota; Metazoa; Arthropoda; Insecta; Orthoptera; Acrididae. Bases 49 to 1230 code for a protein of 393 amino acids.
UUCCAAUUUUUUUGUUUGUAUCCAUUCAUCUAUCUAUUCAAUGCGAACAUGAGCGAUAAAAAGGAACAUAGAUUCUGGAGCCAGCAACCUGUUUCACAAGGAAAAAAAAAUCACUAUGUUAAUGAAAUCAACAAGCCCAUCGAACCGGCCAAGGAUCCCGUAAAAGAUAUUCGCGAUAAACCCUUAAACCUACCAGAUGGAUACGAGUGGUGUGAAUUGGAUAUCUUUGAUAAAAUUCAGAUCGAAGAGAUUUAUUCCUUGCUUUAUAAUAACUAUGUGGAAGAUGGAGAUUCCAUGUUUCGCUUUGACUAUUCGAUUCCCUUUCUUCAAUGGGCGCUCUCUCCCCCUGAGUACAAAAAGGAUUGGCAUGUGGGUGUUCGAGUGUCCUCUACACACCUGCUCAUCGGGUUUAUUACGGGUAUUCCAGUGAAUGUGAACAUAUACCAAAAUACAAUUCUCAUGGCCGAAAUCAAUUUCCUUUGUGUCCACAAAAAACUGAGAAGUAAACGUCUGGCUCCUGUUUUAAUUCGCGAAAUUACUCGCCGUAUUAAUCGCUGCAAUAUUUGGCAAGCUGUUUAUACAAGCGGCGUUAAGCUCCCUGGCUCUAUCUCAACUUGUCGGUAUUAUCAUCGUCCCAUUAAUCCUCAAAAACUCAUCGAAGUCGGAUUUUCCUGUCUACGGAGAAACGUCACUAUGACCAUGACCAAAAAACUCUACAAAAUUUCAGAUUGCCCUAAGACUCCCGGAUUCCGCAUUGCUACAGAUGCCGAUGUACCUCAGAUACAUAGCCUUUUGAAUGAAUAUUUGAAGCGAUUCGAUGUGACGAUUCUGUUCAGCGAAGAAGAUAUCAAGCAUUGGUUGAUAUCUAAACAAAAUGUCGUUUAUUCCUACGUUGUUGAAGACCAAGAAACUAAACAAAUUACCGACUUUUGUAGUUUUUACGUUGUUCCAUCAACUGUCCUUCGACAUUCAGUUUACUCAAAUAUCUUGGUUGCCUAUGCUUACUACUAUGCAUCAAGCAAAACAGACUUGGUGGAUCUGAUGCAAGAUGCGCUUGUCUGCGCAAAAAAAAACAAAAUAGAUGUUUUUAAUUGUCUAGAUAUCGCGGAAAACAAGCAAUUUAUCAACAAACUCAAGUUUGAAUUUGGAGAUGGAAACUUGCACUAUUAUCUAUACAAUUGGAGAUGUCCCAUAUUCAGUUCAGAAAAAAUAGGGCUCAUCUUUUUAUGAGCAUCAAAUUAAUCAGGCGCAUGCCUAAUGGCCUUAGUUACAACCACACAUUAUAUACGCCCUAGAAAGGGCUCUCUUUUGAAUACGUCUAUUUUAAUAAAUUUUGCAACACUGGAUGCUCUGAAAAAAAA